Messenger RNA from Nematolebias whitei (Rio pearlfish), 500 nucleotides. It is a transcript of the gene rpl14, whose product is annotated as ribosomal protein L14. The transcript is spliced from 6 exons. The record is from RefSeq and is a predicted model, not a curated record. Gene Ontology annotation, molecular function: structural constituent of ribosome; RNA binding. NCBI's taxonomy places the organism in Eukaryota, Metazoa, Chordata, Actinopteri, Cyprinodontiformes, Rivulidae. Bases 42 to 464 code for a protein of 140 amino acids. Gene Ontology annotation, cellular component: ribosome; cytosolic large ribosomal subunit. Gene Ontology annotation, biological process: translation; ribosomal large subunit biogenesis.
GGCGGAAGCUGUAACGUCCUUUCUGCUCCCGGACUGCCAUCAUGGUGUACAAGCGCUUUGUAGAGAUCGGCCGUGUUGCCUACAUCGCAUUUGGACCUUAUGCUGGCAAGCUGGUGGCCAUCGUAGAUGUCAUUGACCAAAACAGGGCCCUUGUUGAUGGUCCCUGCACAGGAGUAAAGAGGCAGGCCAUGCCAUUCAAACGCAUGCAGCUCACUGACUACGUCAUCAAAGUACCUCACAGUGCCCGCCAGAAGUACGUCAGGCGAGCCUGGGAGAAGGCCCAAGUCAACGAGAAGUGGUCGCAGAGCAGCUGGGCCAAGAAGAUCGAGGCCAGAGAGAAGAGAUCCAAGAUGUCUGACUUUGACCGCUUCAAGCUGAUGAAGGCCAAGAAGAUGAGGAACAAGAUCAUCAAGCUGGAGGUGAAGAAACUCGAGAAGCAGGCGGCAGCGGCUGCAAAGAAGUGAACAUUUUUCACAAAAUAAAUUUACUGUUAAAUUGUU